GGAAGUUAAGAUGUCAAUGUCGUAAACUUUUUUCUUUUCUUUUUUUUUUUUUUUUCUUUUCCUAAACCCUAGCCAAGCUGGGAGCGAGGCCAGGAACGGGUUAACCCAUUAGCAAAAAAACACUAUGCUGGGAAUAUCCGCAGCAGAAGAGGACGGAGGGAGCAGCUGCGAUCAUGUCAGUGGGCUGUACGCCGGGGACUCGGCACGAUGCGGACUCCACUGGUCAAAGCUUGGUAAACUACUGCUCUUCACCUACGACAGAAGCUGCCCCAUAGACGAUAUAUUUGUUGCUGACUUGGCGAAUACAAAGAUGGACAGGUCACCUGAGCACAUUGCUCUUAGUGAAUACAGCAGUGUGGAAAGGUCUUCAUCUGCCGAAUCCAAGGACCUGGUCACCAGUAGGACUGAAAGCACAUUGUAUGGUAGCUCAAGAAGCGAGUCUCUUUGGAACACUGCUCAGAGAAGUGCCUGGGACACAUAUCAAAAGCCCAUAAUUAUCAUGUCUAUUGGAGGAUCAGUCUUCCUAUUAGGGAUUAUACUGACCACUAUGUACUUUCUGUGUACAUCGUCUGCACCAAUCUCAAAAAACAUGGGACCUGUUGCCCUCUCGAUUGGACUAAUGGUCUUGAUAAUUGGUUUAGUUUGGGUCCCAAUCAUCAAAAAGAAAAGGAAACAAAGGUCAGCCUCUCGGCUCUUCAACCAUCACCAACGUCAGUUUUUCAUUCAUUUCUGAAAAUUUGGGAGACCAGACAAGAUUGAUAUGUAGCUUGGUAUACUAUACUGUUUGGUGUAAAAAAAAUAAUUAUGUUUUAUAAAAAGUUGGUCUGCAAAGAUAUUCUUCAGUGGUCUACGCCAAGCUCUUUAGGGUGACAAGUAAAAACCACAUGGUCUACACAUUAACAUUCAACAGUAUCGCAAUCCCACGUGAAUACAUAGUGUGAUUAACAUCACGUCAUCAAAGGAAGUGGAAUUUCUAAAAAGAUUUAACGUUUUUGAAAGAUUUUUGGUUUGCAAAGAUGUUCUUCAAUAGUCUACAUCAAGCUCUUUAGGACACGACAUAGAAACUGGAUGGUCUUCACAAGGACAUUAAAGGAUCCCACAUGACAGCAAAAUAUGAUCUACAAAGUCUCCAAAGAAAGUGGAAUAUUGUCAAGAAGCUAUUGGUCCACAAAGAUGUUCUUCCCUGGUCUACGUCAUGUUCUUUAAAAAUGAAAUCUAGAACCUAGAUGGUAUAGACACUGACAUUAUCAAUAUUCCAUAUAAUAUCAAAUUUGGAUCCACACAUAACAUUAUCUGAUUAGUCUUCAAAAGAAAUGGAAUUUAUAGAAAUAUUUUCAAAGCAUUUGGUCUACAAAAAUGUUCUUCAACGGCCUAAGUCAAGCUCUUCAGAAUGAGACAUAGAAGCUGGAUGGUUUUCACAUUCACAAUGAACCUAGUUGUCAGGAUGCCAUAUGACAGCAAAAUAUGGUCCACAAGAUGUCUGUAAAGGUUUUCAUUCAUCCAGAACAUGGUAUAUUAGUAGCAAUAAGUCAGAGUAACUGGAUUUGUAUUUUCCCUUGAAGAAGUUUCGCUAAUCAUCCAGCUGGCUUUCUAGCAAACCAUCUUCAAGAGAAAAUACAAGUCCUGUUCUUCUGACUUACUACUACUGAUAUUGUCUAAAUGGUCUCCAGAGGAGGUGGAAUAUUUUUGAAAAACUGUUGGUCUACAAAGAAGUUCUAUAAUAAUCUACAUUAUAUUCUUCGGAAAAAAAUGUAGAACUUGGAUGGUCUGCACACUGACAUUAUCAAGAUCCCAUGUGACAGCGAAAUGGAAUCCAAACAUUAACAUCAUCUGCUUAAUCUUCAAAGGAAAUGGAAUUUAUAAAUAAGGUUUCAUAUUUUUGAAAGCUUUUGGUCUUCAAAAAAUGUUCAUCAAUGGUCUACGUCAAGCUCUUCAUAACUAGACAUAGAAACGGGAUGGUUUCCACAUUCAUAAUGAACAUUGUCUGGAUUCCAUAUGACAGUAAUGUAUGGUCCAUGAGGUCUCUAAAAGAGGUAGAAUAUUUUUGAAAAGCUGUUGGUCUGUAAAGAUGUUCUGCAUUGGUCUAUGUCAAGUAGAACGUUAUGAAGAAAAUGGGAAGUCUUCAUGUUCAGCAAAGGACUUUGAGUUUUUGGCCAUAAAGAAUUUUAGCCAAAUUGCCAAUUAAAUAAGAGUUAAAAAGGUUUCCAUUUCAAACUACGACUUCUAAGAAAAGUGUUGCCUAUCUUUUACCCAUAUGUAUAACUGUGGUGGCAUGACCUUGUGCCUUUAGUCCAUAUUAACAAAAUGAGAAUGCCACUGCACGAGACAAAUUUGCAUGACAAUUUCAUGUAAGGUCAAUUUUGAGCUUGACUUUCUGUGAAUGGAUGAAAUAUCUCAACCUUCCAAGAAAGGAUCUACAUGUACAUCGCAAGUUGUUGUUUUUUUUAUUUGUUUUUACAAAUAUGAGCUUUGGAAUGAAAAAUAUAUUUACUUACACUUGGCUUUAAUGGAGAAAUAAAGU
Molecule: messenger RNA, 2521 nt
Organism: Bufo bufo (common toad)
Lineage: Eukaryota; Metazoa; Chordata; Amphibia; Anura; Bufonidae
Gene: PIRT
Product: phosphoinositide interacting regulator of transient receptor potential channels
Exons: 2
Coding region: 125-733 (202 amino acids)
Biological process (GO): phosphatidylinositol-mediated signaling; positive regulation of cation channel activity
Molecular function (GO): transmembrane transporter binding; phosphatidylinositol bisphosphate binding
Source: RefSeq, a predicted model, not a curated record